Molecule: messenger RNA, 288 nt
Organism: Microstroma glucosiphilum
Lineage: Eukaryota; Fungi; Basidiomycota; Exobasidiomycetes; Microstromatales; Microstromataceae
Exons: 2
Coding region: 1-288 (95 amino acids)
Biological process (GO): cellular heat acclimation
Cellular component (GO): cytosol; nucleus
Molecular function (GO): transcription corepressor activity
Source: RefSeq, a predicted model, not a curated record
AUGACAGCUACACGGCCGGCCGAUAGCGCCUCCAACACACCUCCAACCAUCACAAAGGACUCCGCCGACGACACAGAUCUAUCGAGUAAGACCAUCUCUAGCCCACACGAGCUCACAGACUGGGUGGACGGACUGCUCGACACGCUUCAAAGCAGGUUUGACGUGAUGCAGGGACAAGUAGAGGAAAGAAUGUCGGAAAUGGCUCGAAGAAUCGAUACGCUGGAGAACAGCAUCGAGGAGCUGCUACAGGGUCAGAGCGGCGUUGCUCAGAACGCAUCUGAAAACUAA